This is a messenger RNA of Triticum aestivum (bread wheat), 1241 nucleotides long. Its product is annotated as vegetative cell wall protein gp1. Gene Ontology annotation, cellular component: plasma membrane. NCBI's taxonomy places the organism in Eukaryota, Viridiplantae, Streptophyta, Magnoliopsida, Poales, Poaceae. The transcript has 2 exons. Bases 142 to 1107 code for a protein of 321 amino acids. The record is from RefSeq and is a predicted model, not a curated record. Gene Ontology annotation, molecular function: electron transfer activity.
UUGUCUCUUCCUCAUCCCAAAGCUCACCACACCACGCACGCGGCGAUCACAAAGUGCACUUGCAAAGUUGCACCGCUCGAGUCGAGCCACACGUUUGAUAUUCAUAAGUGCAGUUAGGAACUACUCACUGAUCUUCCAGACAUGGCGAGUCCUCGCGGUCUGGCAGGGCUCCUCUGCUUCGCCCUCGCGGCCGCGGCAGCGAGCGCGGCGCAGUACCGGGUCGGCGAGCAGCGGGGCUGGAGCGUGCCGGCGGCCGGCGCCGAGCCGCUGAACACGUGGUCGUCGAGGAUGCGGUUCAUCAUCGGCGACCAGCUCCUGUUCGUGUACCCCAAGGACACGGACUCGGUGCUGCUGGUGGACCAGGCGGCGUACAACGCGUGCAACACCACGACCUACGUGAGCAAGUUCCAGGGCGGCAGCACCGUCUUCACGCUCGACCGCUCCGGCCCCUUCUUCUUCAUCAGCGGCAACGAGGCCAGCUGCAAGGCCGAGCAGAAGCUCAUCGUCGUCGUGCUCUCCGUCGACCACACGCCGCCGGGCCUCCUGCCGCCGCCCCCUCCCCCCUCCAUGCCGCCGUCGUCCGCGCCGCCCAUGCCCAGCCCGACGUCGCCUCCUUCCAUGACGCCGCCGUCCGCCGCGCCGAUGCCCAGCCCGAUGUCGCCGCCUUCCAUGACACCGCCGUCCGCCGCGCCGAUGCCCAGCCCGAUGUCUCCUCCUUCCAUGAUGCCGCCGUCCGCCGCGCCGAUGCCAAGCCCGAUGUUUCCUCCUUCCAUGACACCGCCGGCCGCCGCGCCGAUGCCCACCCCGAUGUUCCCCCCUUCCAUGACACCGCCGUCCGCCGCACCGAUGCCGAGCCCGAUGUCUCCGGCGGCUGCACCCGGGGCAACCCCGGACUCGCCACAAUCGCCGACUGGUCCAGCGCCGUCGCCGGGUACACCGGGAGGCGGAUCAUCGCCGGGCACCCCUGGAUCCGACGCGAGCAGCCCGCCGGCGCCGGGCGCUGACGGGGCCAACUCGACCACGCCGGGGAGCGCGGCUGCUCCGGUGACGGCAGGCCUGAUCGGCACGCUUGCAGCAGGCAUCGGCUACGCCAUGCUCGCUAUCUGAGUGUUCUUUUCUUUUGUAUAGUGUGUAAAUUGCGAGAUGCCACUCAUGCUCUGCAGAGGAUUUACCUUUGAACGUACAGUAUUUGUUUUCCGAUGGUGAAAUUAUAAUAAGAGAUAGUACGUUUGAGCUUUUUA